Messenger RNA from Acaulospora morrowiae, 374 nucleotides. The record is from the annotation of a GenBank genome assembly. Lineage: Eukaryota; Fungi; Glomeromycota; Glomeromycetes; Diversisporales; Acaulosporaceae.
AUGUCAGACGUUCCAACCUUGGACCACAAGAUAUGUACGAUAAUAGAUAGAGCAAACUUCCCGGAACUUAAGACUCUGUGCUUUAAAAUCUCAAGCACUGAUACACCCAGUUCUAUUAUCGAAGCUAUAUCCACCCAUUUCGGAUAUCCGGCCUUCGAUCUGUACGAAGGUGAAUCUUUACGUGUCAAAUCAUAUGAUUCAUUUAAUCAUGAAGGGUGGCAUGAAAUUCGACCUGCUGGUUUGGAACUUCCACGAGAUCCUAUCGGAAAAAUUAUUGAAGAGUUUUCCCUUCAAAAAGGACAAAGUGUCGUCAUCGAUGCCAGAAAUCGCGGAGAUUAUGCACAGUUUUUAGGAGAUCCGAUGAUUAGAAAGCG